Microdochium trichocladiopsis is the source of this 1014-nucleotide messenger RNA. RefSeq names its product triacylglycerol lipase. The transcript is spliced from 3 exons. Lineage: Eukaryota; Fungi; Ascomycota; Sordariomycetes; Xylariales; Microdochiaceae. Gene Ontology annotation, molecular function: triacylglycerol lipase activity. The record is from RefSeq and is a predicted model, not a curated record. Bases 1 to 1014 code for a protein of 337 amino acids.
AUGCGCGUGCUGGCCCGAGGUUGCCUCGACAAAACUCUACGGCAAGGAAAACCACCAACACGUGCCAGGCUCACGCCAUUACAAUCACAGCAAGCCAUCGUCCCUCCACUGCGCUGCUACUCGUCCUCGGGAGAGCACAGCGAUGCUCGGCUUAGAGAAUUUGGACGCGCGAUCCAGGAUGACUUUGCCACAAUCAGGGACAAAUAUGACGCCCCAAAAUAUCCCAUUGUUCUCGCUCAUGGUCUGAUGGGCUUCGCCGAGCUGCGCUUGGCUGGUCGGUGGUUGCCGGGUAUUCAGUACUGGCACGGCAUAGGUGAUGCCCUGCGCAUGAACAAUGUCGAGGUGAUCACCACGAGCGUGCCCCCGUCAGGAAGCAUCCAGGACCGAGCUGCCAAGCUGGCCGAGGACAUCGCCAAAGCUGCAGGUCCAGGCAAGAGCGUCAACAUCAUUGCACACAGCAUGGGGGGGCUCGAUGCGCGGUACAUGAUCUCCAAGCUGCAACCACACAACGUAAAUGUCAAGUCCCUGGUGACGAUUGCGUCGCCUCAUCGCGGCAGUGCUUUUGCAGACUACCUUCUGCAACAAAUUGGCCCGGCGCGCCUCCCAAGCGUCUACAAGCUGGUUCGUGGCGUAGGCUUCGAUACGGGGGCCUUCAGCCAAUUGACCCGCAAGUACAUGAUGGAGGAGUUCAACCCCGACACGCCUGACGAUCCUCAAGUACGCUACUUCUCUUACGGAGCUGUAAGCUCCAUCCCGCCACUCCUCAGUCCUUUCCGGCAGCCACACCGGAUCAUAUCAGACGUCGAAGGCCCCAACGACGGGCUAGUCAGUGUCGAGAGCGCAGUCUGGGGUACCUAUAAGGGCACGCUGCUGAAUGUCAGCCAUCUUGAUCUCAUCAAUUGGACCAACAGAUUCAGGUGGACACUUCGGAAAUGGGCAGGCAUUGAUCCAAAAUUUAAUGCCAUCGCCUUGUAUCUUGACAUUGCAAACAUGUUAGCGAAUGAAGACCUCUAA